UUCCGGGAAAUUUCCCUAAAUCUGAAACAAUGGACAAUUGAGAAGCGUGACGUAACUUUGAAUGCUAAUCAAGCACAAAGCAAACCAUGUUGUCAGCAAGCGAAACUGGUAGUGAAAGUACCUCACCAUACCUCAAAAAAAUGCCGCCAGAAUUGGAAAAAGAAAUUCCAGAGGAGAGCGAUAUUACGAAUAACUUUAAGGCGUUGAAGGAUGUCCAGCUUCCGAUAGAUAUCCUGCUCCUGACUGUGAAAGACAUCGAGUUUCGAAGCUGUUACUUCAAUCUAGGAAAUGUCUUUCGAAGCUACGAGAGAGGCCUCGGUCAUGUGUAUUUCGGAGAGAUGGGUGAAGUCGGAGAUACGAAACUGAGAGUCGCUUUAAUUAAAUGUUCAGAGGGAGCAGCAAACCCGGGAGGAGCACUAAUCACAGUAAAGAAUACUGUGGUGAAAUUACGACCCAAAGCUGUGUUUUGUGUCGGUUGUUGUGGAGCAUUGCAUCGGGACAAGACCAAGCUAGGAGAUGUUAUCGUUUCCGCAAAGCUGACUACUUACGCAGACAAAAAAGUGACGAAUCAGGGAGUUUAUCCGCACGGCUUCUCUGUGCCAGUUAGUAGCGACAUCUCUGGCUUGAUAAAUUACGCUGGUCAUGGCUGGAGUGCCCCUUUAAAGAAUCAAGAAGAAAGAGGAUCAGUGAAAGUUCAUAGCGAUGGAGAGUUUUUGAGCGGUCCAGAAGAGAUUGACUCCGAAAAGAGAAGGCGCGAACUCGUAGAGCUCUACCCCAACGCAAUCGCAGUCGAAAUGGAUGGCCAAGGUGAGAUUGAUAGGUUCUUUUUCGUCAGCAGAGCGCUAAGAAGUAAGCGUUAAUACAGAGUUUGAUCAUCCAGGGUUGCUUAGUUUGACGAAACAGUUCAACGUUAAAGCUCCGUUUGUCUGCUGAGAGCUCAUUUUCGCGUGUUUAAGAUAGUGCUCGCUGACCACGAUAGUCUCAGUGAUCCACAGCUGCAAGUCAAUCGAUCAUCGAUCACGCUAUCAUGUUUACUUUCACUUUCCUCGCUUCAUCGACCAUUUUAGCGAAUUCCUCUCGUAUUGCGGCCUCAGUCACUUGGUUAUCACUAAGAAGGAAUAAUUUUGUUCAGUUUGAUAUCUAAGUCUGUUCGGAAUCAAUUCCAGUGUGUAUACUCUGGGCUUUACCCGAAAGCGUUCAAUAAUGAUAAUGUUGUUUUCCAUCGUCACGACUCUUCUUAAAAUAACAGUGUGUUACGAUUCAGUAAGUUCUAAGUGACCGAAAACGUAAUAGAAUCAGGAUAAUUAUACUUAAUUACGUUCAAAAGAGGAACGAAGAGGUUAGACUUUACAAACACGAUACGGAAGCCUGAUAAAUCUAGUACUAAUUUUUCUAGUGUCGCAAGGAUUACUCGCACAUGUAGCAUAAUGAAAAUCACAAUCUGUCAAAGUGCUGUCCUCUUAAAACUACGGCCCGUGACAUCUUAAGCCUAAGCCGAGUCAAGUUACAAUUCAAUAAAUUCAGUGAAGCUGAGAGAAUUAUUUUUUCCCAUCUGCUAAUUACACAACGGUUAUCAUAAACUUCAAUGUGUCCUUCCACAGGUGUGUUCAGUGCAGCUCAUGACCUGAAGAUGGAGUGGGUGGUAAUCAAAGGCGUUUCUAGUUAUGUAGACGGCACGGCCUCUCUGACUGAGGACUGGAAGCCUUUUGCCAGUGUCAUGGCAGCUUCUGUUGUCAAAAACAUCCUUCGUGUGCCAGAUGUGUUUGAAGGAUGGGCGCAUUACCCGAGCAGCGAUAUGGGGAGAGCACCGAAUGAAGGUUAG
Molecule: messenger RNA, 1822 nt
Organism: Pocillopora meandrina
Lineage: Eukaryota; Metazoa; Cnidaria; Anthozoa; Scleractinia; Pocilloporidae
Source: the annotation of a GenBank genome assembly